Prosopis cineraria is the source of this 727-nucleotide messenger RNA. RefSeq names its product lactoylglutathione lyase. The record is from RefSeq and is a predicted model, not a curated record. The transcript has 4 exons. The coding region runs from base 65 to 508 and encodes 147 amino acids. Lineage: Eukaryota; Viridiplantae; Streptophyta; Magnoliopsida; Fabales; Fabaceae.
CCCCUUGCCUGCGUUAGUAACAUUUCCAAGCGUCGUCUUCAUUCUCCAUGACUUCCCAAGGCAAAUGCGAAACAAAGACAUGGCAGUACAAGAAGUGAGCCUCAACCAUAUUUCCAGAGAGACCUCCGACGUCCACCGCCUCGCCAAGUUCUACCAGGAGAUAUUUGGGUUCGAGGAGGUAGAAAGCCCUCACUUCGGAGAUUUCAAGGUGGUGUGGCUUCGUCUUCCUUCGUCUUCUCUUUACCUUCAUCUCAUUGAGAGGAACCCUUCGACUAAGCUUCCUGAAGGUCCGUGGAGUGCCGUCUCUCCCAUUGCUGAUCCUCAUCAUCUUCCCAGAGGUCACCAUAUCUGCUUCUCUGUCUCCAAUUUUGACUCAUUCCUACAUACUCUUAAGGACAAGGGCAUCGAAACUUUUCAGAAAUCCUUACCUAAUGGGAAGACAAAGCAAGUCUUCUUUUUCGAUCCAGAUGGUAAUGGCUUGGAGGCUGCAAGCAAGGAAGAAUCAUGAGAGAUUGCUGUGCAUGAGUCAAUAUACUGUAGAAUAAUGUCAUAUGAGGAUAACAGACCUAGGUUCCAAUAAAAGUUCCCCUAUAUGUAUGUUUGUGUAGUUAUAAUAAAAGAGGAAUAGGAUUGUUAUUCAUGGCAUAGAAAUCUAGGUUAUCACACUUGCUUGAACCGUUUGCCCAUUAUCUUGAUUGGCUUAAUAAAAUAUCCAGUUUAUGAGUAA